Messenger RNA from Serendipita indica DSM 11827, 1542 nucleotides. Lineage: Eukaryota; Fungi; Basidiomycota; Agaricomycetes; Sebacinales; Serendipitaceae. The record is from the annotation of a GenBank genome assembly.
AUGGACGCAGAGGAGCGUAUGCACAAGUCAUCAGAGGAAAAGAAAGCGUGCAAAGAAGAAGCAGCAGAUGUGCCGCCGCUGAAUGCUGUCGGAACGAGCGUAUCGCGGCAGGCGACACAAGAGACGGUGGGAGAUGUACAUGUGAUUGUACAAGAGAUAGAGUCAGGGAUGCCGACGCUGGUGGCGCCGUCCCUGGUCCAACUAGAACUCGGCGGUCAGAUCCCGAAAAGCGAGCAGGAUGGGAUGGUAGUACCAGACGAGCCAACGCAGUCGAAAAACGGCGAAGUCGUCGUGUUGGAGCCAGGGCCGAUACCCGACGGUGGAUACGGUUGGGUUAUUGUCGUACUUCAGUUUGUCAGUCAAGCUGCGACGUGGGGGAUGAUGACGGUGUAUGGCGUGUUCCUGUCUUGGUUCCAGGAGCAUCAUACGUUUGGGAAUGAACCCCCCGUGUCCUUUGGAUGGAUUGCAGGGACUGCAAUCUCGACGGGUUUCCUGUUCUCGCCAUUGACGGCCUAUGUUUGCAAACUUUUACCCUUGCGCGUCACUCUCGCUAUUGCACAGACGAUUCUUGCACUGGGAUUCAUCUUGGCCGGUCAAAGCAAGACUGUUUGGCAGUUUGCUCUCACACAAGGCGUCAUGUGUGGACUGGGAAUUGGGCUUAACUUUAUGGCGACGCAACCCUUGAUCAGCCAGUGGUUCCUUCGAAGACGCGCAUUAGCGAUGGGGCUGAGCUCUGGUGGAGUUGGGGCCGGCGGAUUGAUAUUCAGCUUUACGACCAGAAUGGCUCUUGCCGCACAUGGAGUUCGGAUUGCCUAUCUUAUCAACGGACUCGUCGUGUUUGUAAUGCUCACUCCGACGACACUCCUCUUCCGCCCUCGCAUGCGCGUUCUUCACCCGCGCUUCAAGCCAGUCCGGCCAGGCCUGUGGAAAAAGUUUCCGGGGCUAAUCUUCAUCGGUCUCUGGUCGUUUUUCAUUAUGCUAGGGUAUUUGAUACCUCUGCUUACGAUUGCGACGUAUUCGACGCAAGCGGUCGGGUUGUCCCAAGCACAAGGAGCCUCUAUCCAGGCAAUGCUUGCUGCGGGUCAAUUAAUUGGCAGACCAGGUUUAGGACUUGCAUUGGAUCGUUUUGGACGGAUCUAUAUGGCGUCUGUCGUCUCCUUCCUCUCUGGGCUGACAUGCCUAGUGAUAUGGAUGCUAGCGAGAUCACAGGCCGUUCUACUUGUGUUUGGACUAUUGAAUGGCAUCCUGAGUGGCAUCUUCUUCUCCGCGCUAGGACCACUGCUGUCCGAGGUAGUACCGUUACAGGUAUUUUCAGACUCGCUAUCGCUCAUUUGGCUCGUGACGGCGCCAAUAUCGCUCGUGGCACCGGCUAUUGCGUUUGCGCUCAUCGGCUAUUCGUCUGCACACCAACCAGAGGGGAUGCAACAACAUAACCCGGGUGUGUACCAUGUGACGAUUGGGGUUGCAGGAGGUGCGAAUGUGCUUGCUGGACUUGUUUUGUUGGGUGCUCGGCGGUACCAGCGGAAAGAACAGGACCGAUAA